AUGUCUUCAUCCAAGACUCCAAUUUAUUUCCUUAGCCAUGGCGGGCCAAACGUCAUGUACGAAGUCGAACACCCAGCCUACAAAAAGCUAGCUCAAAUCGGCCGAGAAAUUACCACCAAGGUUCAGCCCCGUGCCGUGGUUGUUUUCUCGGCGCAUUGGCAGGCGGCGAGGGAUACUAUCCAUGUUAAUACUGCUGAGAGUACGGACUUGAUCUAUGAUUUCUACGGAUUCCCCAGCCAUUACUACAAGGAGAAGUACCCGAAUGUUGGCAGCAAGCAAGUCGCGAAUCAAGUUCUCGAUUCACUCAAGGAGGCCGGUAUCAAGGCGGAGGGCGUGAAACGCGGUCUUGAUCACGGUGUUUGGGCUAGUUUCAAAUGUGGUAUGUGUUCAUUCCAUCACCUUAUCCUGCCAUCCAUGGACGCCCAGAUGUAUACCACCGAUAUUAGUAAGACCAGCCAAGUUAACCAGGAUAUCAACACAGCCUUCGAGCCAGACACAAACCCUCUCAACGUCCCAAUUGUGCAAGUCUCCCUCUUCGAAACAGAAGACCCAGACCAGCACUACCGCCUAGGACAGGCAGUAUCCCGCCUCCGCGAAGAUAACAUCCUGAUUAUUGUAUCGGGAAUGGCAGUGCACAAUCUUCGCGAUCUGCGGUAUACAUUCAGGAACCCGAAGCCAAUGCCGUACGCUGUUAGCUUUGACGAGGCGCUCAAGGAUGCUGUGACUACCGCACCUGCUGAGAGGCAGAAGGCUAUGGCUGAGCUGUUGAAGCGUCCUGAUGCGCGCCAGGCUCAUCCCUCAUUCGAGCAUUUGCUUCCUAUUCAUAUUGGGGCUGGUGCUGCCGGUGAGGACCGUGGAAAGAGACUGUGGACUUAUCCGGAGGGUAGUAUGAGUUGGGCGCAGUAUCGGUUUGGGACAAUUGAGAAGGCUAGUUCGUUAUAG
Penicillium nucicola is the source of this 942-nucleotide messenger RNA. RefSeq names its product DODA-type extradiol aromatic ring-opening family dioxygenase. The transcript has 3 exons. The record is from RefSeq and is a predicted model, not a curated record. The coding region runs from base 1 to 942 and encodes 313 amino acids. Lineage: Eukaryota; Fungi; Ascomycota; Eurotiomycetes; Eurotiales; Aspergillaceae. Gene Ontology annotation, molecular function: ferrous iron binding; oxidoreductase activity, acting on single donors with incorporation of molecular oxygen; zinc ion binding.